Phaedon cochleariae (mustard beetle) is the source of this 2649-nucleotide messenger RNA. The record is from the annotation of a GenBank genome assembly. NCBI's taxonomy places the organism in Eukaryota, Metazoa, Arthropoda, Insecta, Coleoptera, Chrysomelidae.
UAUUCUUUUUUCGUUCCAGGGUCGUAUCGUCACAGAAGAGAGUAAUCGUGGAUCGAUCAAGCUAUGGCCCCGACCAAUUCACGUCAGUUGCUAGCGUGGACUUUGCCAACUAUAGCCGUUCUACUCAGCUAUUUCUGGUACAAAAAAAGGAGAAUUGGCGGUCGAAGUGACCCAGGCGAGGUGGUGAGCUGUUGCAGGCAAACGAGAGAAGAAGAAUCGGUCCAGAGCGACAAAAGCUCGGAGGUGGAGCUCAGCGACUCGGCUGAGGAUAUCAAGGCUGCGGAGCCGGUUACGCCGCAAAAGGGGUUCUUGAGGUCCCUGUCUGGCGUAGAAUCCACUCCCAUUGACAUUGUGGUGCCACGUGACGUCAGAUCGCCCAACAACAAAUCGCUGGCGCCAAUCGUCACCGACGACGAUUUAGAUUUGGAGAUCGAGAAGAUCAAGUCGAUGAAAAACGGCGCGCUGUUCGGCGCCAAAAGCGAGACGUCUUUGUCGCCGCCGCCGCUGCCGUCUGUCAAAGAGGCUGCGCCUGCUCCCUCUGUAGACGAGAAGAAGAAGAGGAAGCAGAAGGUGGCGAAGAACGGAGCCGGCAAGAUGGCCCAAAAGGAUAUAGCGGUGGUGGAGGAGAAACUGGCAACGUUGCAUAUCACCAACGACAAGGAGAUGCCGCACAAGGCGACGAAGAGAGAGCACAAAACGAGCACGGGCAGCAAACGCGACGACCAACAGCGACACAGCACCGAAAGGGAUUCGGCCAAUCACAGCCCAUCGGACGUCAUGUUGGCCAGUCCUUCGUUGAGCAGUAUUUCCGAUAAUCAUAGCGAGGGCUCGAACGACAGCGGCAAAGGGGGCAGCGAUGCCGCUCCCACUCCUCCGCCGCCCUCCUCUUCCUCCUCCUCAACCGCCGCUGCCGCCGUUUCCUCCGUCGAUCUGAUGCCCUCCUUCUACGAGUUCGUGAUGCCGCAACACCUGGUGGGCAAACUGAUCGGGAGGCAUGGCGCCCAUGUCGCCCACAUCAAGGAAAAGACGGACGCGACCAUCAUCGUCCGUCAGCAUCCCAACGACGCCAAGCUGAAGGUGUGCUCGAUAGAGGGCACGGAGACCGAGAUCGCGGCCGCGCUGAAGAUGGUGCGCGACAAGUUUCCCGCCAAGCGGUACGCAGACGUCACUCUAGAACGAGUGCACUUUACGGCGAUCGUGCCGAGCGUGCCCCUCAUUCCCGAUCAUCUAUACCUGAAACUCGUCGAAGGCAUCAACAACGACACCAUCCUGAGCUGCAUCGUCACCCCCAAUCACCUGUUCCUGCAACAGCCGACUCACCCCUCGUUUCCCAAUCUCAACGUGCUCGGCAACUACAUGAACGCUUGCUACAGCGAGGCGGAAUCGCCGUUCCUCCCCAGCCCAAUACCAGAGAACACGGUGUGCGCCGCCUACUCUGUCGAUGCUUGGUACAGAGCGACGGUGCUCGGCACUGACGAAGCGGCCCAAACGUCGUACGUCAAAUUUUUGGAUUAUGGCGGCUUUGCGCACGUCGAAAAUUCGAAGUUGAGGCAGAUCAGGGGCGACUUUAUGCUGUUGCCCUUCCAGGCGGCCGAGUGCAUGUUGGCCAAUGUCGUAUCUGCGAGCGAGGACGGUUCAUGGCCAGAAGAGGCCUACAAUUUGGUAGCUGACGUAGCCAAAGGUUCGAUAAUGUACACGCAAGUAGCUGAUUACACUGAAAACGGAACGCCACUAGUAUUAAUUUACAUUGUUGUGGGACCUCAGUCGGUUAUAUUUCUGAACCAGCACUUGGUGGAUAUGGGAUUCGCAGAAUGGGUCCCCCAAGAAGAUGUGCUCUCCCUGCAAGAUGGCACCGAUUGCGCCAAAGCGUAAUCAAUAUACUUUACGAUUUUGACCCCGGACGGGUACGUUUUUUAGUCACUUGAUUAUUCGCAAUCAAGCACUCGUUGAAUGUUUGUGGGACGCGAUGGUGCAGUUGACAGUCUUUAACGAUAGGGUUCAUCAAGUGUUUAUCUGACCUCUGCGCCGCGUUUCGGAUUUUUAAUCGAAUUUAUAUUGUUAGCUGAAUGAUUUUUAUAUUUUAUACUAUAUUUAAGACUAGUUUUCGUGACUGAUAAAAUAUUAAAUAUUUGAUGUUCAAAUGAACGCUUCUUUAUUCUUAUUAGGGGGUCUUGAGAGUUUGUAGUUACUCUUUUAUUGUAGCAUUAUUAACACACAUUUUGCUGAACUCUAGGUAAAUAUUUAUUACAGGUUGAUGUGAUUUGCAUAGUUUUAUCAUCCAGAUGAAUGGCCAAUAUCUGUAUGAUAGUACCAUUUCAGUUGACGGAAGUUUUUCGUGCAUGAUUCACUAAAAAAUAUAUGGUCCGGAGUUAUUGGAUCGGUUUUGAGAGCUGAUGAAACUCGCAAAAUGAAGGGACUUUUUUUCAUUAUCAUACCUCCAAAAAUGCAUCAUAAGUGGAAAUACUGAAUGAGCGUACAAUCGAAAAAACGUUAUUUCUGAUAAAAUUCAUGUGUGCUCUUUUUCAAAUUCGGCACAAUGCCUUUGUAUGUUAACUCGCGCCUAGGUUAGUUUAGGUUCCAUAUAUGAGUGGGGCGAAAACCGCGACCCCAAGUGCCCGAUUCUCGAAUCCGUUGGAAUUCGUUCCCGUG